Molecule: messenger RNA, 3398 nt
Organism: Rhinolophus ferrumequinum (greater horseshoe bat)
Lineage: Eukaryota; Metazoa; Chordata; Mammalia; Chiroptera; Rhinolophidae
Gene: IL17RE
Product: interleukin 17 receptor E
Exons: 17
Coding region: 208-2328 (706 amino acids)
Molecular function (GO): interleukin-17 receptor activity
Source: RefSeq, a predicted model, not a curated record
CAAGCUAGAUGGUAGUUUUAGGAUAAUGGGUAGGAUGGGAUCUUCCGACAGUGGACCUCAAGACUUUGAAACUAGAAUUAGCCGAAAGAAGGCUACUGAACCGUGCAGAGGGUCUAUAACAAUUUCAAGAUGCCUUAACCUGCUAGGUGUGACCCCAACUUUCUUUCCACUGUAUGUGUCACCAAGGUGAGGGCUGAAGCAGCUCAAAUGCUCCAUGAGCAGGAGGAAGCUGUGGGAUGUUGGGGAGGGUCCCCACAAAGACUGGAGCAUCGUCAGCACCAUCGGAAACCACAGGAAACCAGGCUGUGCAGCCAUGUUCUGGGCGCCCUGACUAGACGGAAGCCCAUGGGGAGCCCCACGCUGGCAGCCCUGCUCCUGUCUCUCCGCCUGCUGCUCAUAGGCCUCUCUGCCUCCGCUGGGAUUGGCUGCCCCUGUCUGCCCUGCUGGAACACCCGCUGUCUGCUGGCCUCCCACAUGGAUGACAGUUUUGCUGGAAGGUCUGCCCAUAUUCCUUGCCAUACCCGGUUUGCCCUCCCCAGCUCCCCAAAGCCUUGGUGUGCUCGGCUCUGGCACUGCCCCUACUGUGUGUGCCUGCAGCUGGCGUCAGUUCCUUCAGGCCCUCAGCGGGACAGAUUCCACCGCCUGGUGCAGAAGUCCAGAAAGUCUUACACGUUCCAGUUCUGUAGGAGACACACGAGGCCAGCGUCUGCUCAGAGGAAGCUGCUGAGUAGCUGUUGCCUGUCUGAGAAGGGCCAUCACAUAUCCGUCCCCUCCCCAGACAGCUCCCACAAGGGGCAACGCUCUAAAAGGACCCAACCAUCAGAUCCAUGGGCAGUGGAAGAGCUCCCAAGACAGGGCUCACAAAAGCACAAAGGGCCGGAGUUCUCCUUCGACUUGCUGCCUGAGGCACGUGCUAUUCGCGUGAGCGUUCCCCCAGGCCAUGAGGUCAGCGUGCGUCUUUGUCACCAGUGGGCACUAGAGUGCGAAGACCUGAGCAGUCCCUUUGAUGUCCAGAAAAUUGUGUCUUGGGGCCACACUGUCGACCUGCCUUAUGAAUUCCUUCUACCAUGUCUAUGCAUAGAGGCAUCCUACCUGCAAGAGGACACCGUGAGGCGCAAAAAAUGUCCCUUCCAGAGCUGGCCGGAAGCCUAUGGCUCGGACUUCUGGAAGUCAGUGCACUUUACUGACCACAGCCAGCACAGUCAGAUGGUCAUGGCCCUGACACUCCGCUGCCCACUGAAGCUGGAGGCCUCCCUCUGCCAGAGGCAGGGCUGGCACACCCUCUGCGAAGACCUCCCCAAUGCCACAGCUCAGGAGUCAGACGGGUGGUACGUUUUGGAGAAAGUGGACUUGCACCCCCAGCUCUGCUUCAAGUUCUCUUUUAGAAACAGCAGCCACGUUGAAUGUCCCCACCAGACUGCCCCAUCCUGGAAUGUGAGCAUGGACACCCAGGCCCAGCAGCUGAUCCUUCACUUCUUCACGAGGAUGCACGCCACAUUCAGUGCUGCCUGGAGCCCCCCAGGCUUGGGGCAGGACAGCUGGGCGCCCCCAGUGUACAGCAUCAGCCAGACGCAGGGCUCAAGCCCCGUGACACUAGACCUCAUCAUUCCCUUCCUGCGGCCUGGGGGCUGUGUUCUGGUGUGGAGGUCAGAUGUCCGCUUUGCCUGGAAGCACCUCCUGUGUCCGGAUGUCUCUCAUAGACGCCUGGGACUCCUGGUCCUGGCCCUGCUGGCCCUCACCACCCUGCUGGGGAUUGUCCUGCUCCUCACCUGCCGGCGCUUGCUGUCAGGUAUAGUCACUCGCCCGGGCCGAGCGCGGCCGGUGCUGCUCCUGCACGCCGCCGACUCAGAGGCGCAGCGGCGCCUGGUGGGGGCGCUGGCUGAACUGCUGCGGAUCGCAUUGGGCGGCGGACGCGAUGUGAUCGUGGACCUAUGGGAGGGGACGCGCGUUGCACGCGUGGGCCCGCUGCCGUGGCUCUGGGCGGCACGGGCGCGCGUGGUGCGGGAGCGGGGCACGGUGCUACUGCUGUGGAGCCGCGCGGGCCCCGGCACCGCGCCUCUGCGCACUCUGCUCCGCGCCGCCCCGCGCCCGCUGCUGCUGCUUGCUUACUUCAGUCGCCUCUGCGUCAAGGGUGACAUCCCACCGUCGCUGCGCGCCCUGCCGCGCUACCGUCUGUUGCGCGACCUGCCUCGCUUGCUGCGGGCGCUGGACGCGGGGCCUUCCAUCGAAGCUACUGGCUGGGGCCGCCUCAGCCCCCCGCCGUGCCUACGGGGUCGCCUGGAGCUGUGUCGCCGUCUGGAACUCGAGGCAGCCAAACUUGCCCACUAAGGCUGAGCAGAGCUCCUCCGCAAGGCAGAUGUCUCAGCAGCAGGAGUAGGGGCACUGGCUGGCCCCCAGAAGGAGGCUUCUACCGUGGAAUCCUCGGGGUGUCUCCUGAAGACUACUGCCCGCAAAGCCUUAUUCCCUGCCUCCCAGGCGAGGGGCAGAGCAGCCGACUCACUCCCAGCCCUUCUGCACGUGUGUCCGGCUUCCUCGUGAUGCUUCCUGGCCUCUCAGAGGGAGGGAGUCUGUCUUUACUGAGAACUCUUCUGACCCCAGUACUGAUGAGAGGAGGGAGAUUUUCCCACUUCCUUUCUCCAAAAUUCCAGAAAGUACUGUGCACAUGCUCCAGUCCAGGCUGAAGAGAUUGGGACAGGGUUGGGGCAGGCAGGAGCUAUGGCAGUUCUGAAGGGGGGAGGCUCCAGGGAAGUGGGAGAAAAAGCCCCUUAGGGGCCAGGGAUCCCACUUUCUCAGACCCAGGCCUUGCCCAAUGGGGAAGGAGGGAGACUGUGGACCUAGAAGAAAAGGAUUUGGGAGAAUGGCCACAGCAAAGGUGGGACAAUGGAGACCAAGAUGGAGAAAGAUGAAUAAAGGAGAAUAUGAUGGAUAAACUAAGAAACACAAGUGCUUCUCUAGUGUGGCCAGGAUGCUGAGUUGGGGGAAGGGUCAGCACGACCCUGCCUGGGGGUUAUUAUCCAUCAGCUGGUGGCCCAAAUCCUCCAUGUCCACACCCACACCCCGUCUGUCACGGAAUGCCACGGGAAAGGCAAAGGAGAAUCUGGAAAUCUUGAUCCUCACGGUGAUUCUACAGGUUCAAAAAAGUGGUGUGUGUCCAUCAGCACAGCCAGCCCACGGCAAAAGCACAGAUGAGACCCCUGUCUGGCUGGCUCUGGGUCCUGGGUUCUUCCUCCCACCCCCACCACACUUGAGUAUACGAAGUGGUGAAAAGACUUAUCCCUGCCUUUAGAGCUCCUGACCCACAAACGGUCACUGAGGCCCAGGGAGUCUGUGUGAUGGCACCUGGGGUGCCCAGUAAGAGGGGACCCAGUGGGCACCAAGAUCCCAGGAUCAUGUGGGAA